Messenger RNA from Opisthorchis viverrini, 6262 nucleotides. RefSeq lists its product as hypothetical. Gene Ontology annotation, molecular function: protein binding. The transcript has 30 exons. NCBI's taxonomy places the organism in Eukaryota, Metazoa, Platyhelminthes, Trematoda, Opisthorchiida, Opisthorchiidae. Gene Ontology annotation, cellular component: T-tubule. The annotation marks the transcript as partial. Gene Ontology annotation, biological process: regulation of cardiac muscle contraction; protein localization to T-tubule; signal transduction. The record is from RefSeq and is a predicted model, not a curated record.
CCCGGCCCUUGCUCGAUCGAGGCGCAGAUGUCAAUUAUCAGGCCAAAAACAACAUCACUCCGCUUCAUAUCGCUUCCAAAUGGGGACGUAUUGAAAUGGUUCGACUGUUGAUAGCCGCGGGAGCUCUAGUAGACUGUCGCACGCGAGAUGGCCUUACUCCGCUGCAUUGUGCUGCACGAUCUGGACAUGCUGAGCUUGCCUCGCUGUUGAUCGAUGCUGGGGCUAAUCCUUCAGCCAAAACUAGGAAUGGCCUUACCCCAUUGCAUAUGGGCGCGCAAGGCAAUAAUGAAGAGGUGGCCCAUGUCCUCAUCUUGCGUGGGGCAAGUGUCGAAGACAAGACUGGGGAUCUUUUGACUCCACUUCAUGUGGCUUCCCACUGCGGCAAUCGUGAGGUAGCCCGUAUCCUACUGGAAAACCGCUGUGACGCGAAUGCUCGAGCACUGAAUGGCUUUACUCCGUUGCAUAUUGCCUGUAAGAAACAGAAGAUUCGUGUGGUUGAACUACUUCUUCGAUAUGGAGCUCAAAUCGACAUGAUUACGGAGUCCGGCCUGUCCCCACUGCACGUAGCUGCCUUCAUUGGUAGUCCAGAAAUCGUUCAGCUUCUGCUGCAGAAUGGCACCUAUGUGGAUCAAGCUACGAUGCGGAGUGAAACUGCGCUCCAUCUUGCCGCGCGAAAUCGUCAAGUCGAAGUGGCUCGCGCCCUCAUCUUUCACGGUGCAACUGUGGAUGCCAAGGCGAAAGAUGAUCAAACUCCACUGCAUAUGGCUGUGCUUACUGGACAUGUAGAGAUGGUCGUCCUACUCUUAUCAGCCGGUGCUAACCCCAAUUUGACAACCCGCGAUGCCUAUACAGCCAUGCACAUUGCCGCGAAGGAGGGUCAUCAAGAGGUCAUUCGUCUACUGUUGGAUUCUCAUGCGGAUCCAGUAGCACGCACCAAAAAAGGUUUCAUUCCGCUUCACUUGGCCGCCAAACGUGGACGUGUCAAAGCCGCACGUCAGCUGCUUCAAAUUCAACCGAAGAGUGUGAACACGGCUGGUCAGAAUAAUCUUACACCACUACAUUUGGCCGCGCACUACAACCACCUUCGUCUUGUCGAACUUUUGUUGGACAGUGGUGCGGAAGCAGAUUGCCGUGCCGGGAACGGUUACACCCCACUCCAUAUCGCCGCGAAGCAAAACCAUUUGGAUAUUGCUACACUUUUGUUGGCUCACGAGGCUGAACAGUCACAAAGUGGGAAUGCGGAGUCACGUGGUGGUUUCACUCCAUUACAUUUGGCAGCUCAAGAAGGGCAUACUGAUAUGGUUUCUCUUCUCCUACAGCACGGGGCAGACCCGAACCAUCAGUCUAAAAACGGACUCACUCCCUUACAUCUGGCAGCGCAAGAGAAUCACGUCCCAAUAGCGCGCGUUUUACUAUCCACAGGUGCCGAUGUUUCACUGGUCACUCGUGCCGGAUACAGCUCAUUACACACGGCCUGCCAUUUCGGACAACUUGAAAUGGUCCGUUUUCUCUUGGAGGUCACGCAUGCUACCGAUAUCAACCUUCCCACUCAAAUGGGUUUCACUCCGCUACAUUUGGCUACACAACAAGGGCAUUCUCAAAUCGUAUCGUUACUUUUGGAAAUGGGAGCUGAUGGUAACUUACGUAAUCAGCAAGGUCUAACUCCGGCUCACAUCGCCCGAAGACAGCAUUUCGUCACCAUUUUCGAUAUCUUGAAAACUGUAACCACGACGGUGGUCAGCUGGGAGGAGGAACAAGAAGAGCUGGAUGGUACACUUCUACUGCAACAGCCUGACUUCAUGCGUGAACACCCAUUGGAAUCAGAUGAUGAAGGCCUGUCUCCAAGGACACCGCGAAAGGGCGCUCCAGUAAAGCCCACGGCGGAAAGCGUGGCUUCCGGCGGAUCUUUUGGAGAACAGAAAAGUCGAACGGGAACGUUUAGCCUUGGAUUUGAUACUGGGCUAUCUGUCGGUGAGAAUGACGAUAUCUGGGGACAACUGGAGUACAUGCGUUCUACACUGAGUGAUGAAAACGCCAGCGAGAUUGUUUCACCACAUCUAACCUCAAUGUUGGAAGCGCCGGCAUCAGUUCGAAAGGACGAUUCUCGUAUGUUUGGAGAAACCAUUCAAUCUGGUGGAGAUUGGGAGUUGGAGGUCGACAAUGUCAAUAUUGUUCGUAAACCAAUAUCUACGGGAUUUCUUGUGUCGUUCAUCGUGGAUGCGAGAGGCGGGAUGCUUCAAGCUCAGCGUUGUUCAGACCUCCGGUUCUUGAUCCCACCCAAUGCUGUCAAUGGGCCUAUCCGUAUCGUAUGCCGACUUCUUCAUCCGGAACGCGUUGGUUCGCCUCCACCCAUCAACGACGGGGACGGUUUUGCUUGUCGUGUGCUUGAGAUGGGACCGGUUGGUGUCCGCUUUUCCGCUCCGAUCGUUCUGGAGAUUCCGCACUAUGCAUUCCUCACUGAGAAAAACCGUGAAGUCAUUGUGUUGCGUUCAGAUAAUGGUGAGACUUGGAAAGAGCAUCCUCUAGACGCCAACGAUCAAGCAGUUCAGGAUACUGUGAACGGUUAUUUCGACUAUGUGGAUUCGGCUGAUGAACUACGCAAACGCAGUGUACAUCGCAUACUCACCUACGAUUUGCCCCAGUAUUUCGCACUGAUCACGCGUGUGAGACAAGAAUUGAUAUUGAUCGGACCUGAAGGUGGCACUCUGACGUCAAAUGUCAUUUCCGAAGUGCAGGUAGUCUUCCCCCCUGGGGCGCUUCAAAAGAAGAUCCGGGUUGGUCUUCAAGUUCAUUGCAUCGACCAGGAGCUGGUAUCCCGUCUUCUUGGAGCACGCGUCCUUGUCUCACCUAUCGUCACUAUUGAGCCACGUCGGCGCAAGUUCCAUAAACCGAUCACACUAAAAAUGCCUUUGCCAAAGAGCAGCACGGCUACUGGUGCCGGUGGCCUGGCUGCACAUUCCUCGGUAGACUCUCCAAGCCUACGCUUACUUUGUUCAAUCAGUGGUGGAACCUCUCCCACAGUUUGGGAAGAUAUCACAGGCAGCUCUCCCCUAUCCGCUUCUAAGAACACGGUCUCAUUCACAACCACGGUUUCAGCCCGUUUAUGGCUAGUGGACUGCCCGAAUACGACCGAAGUAGUCGAAUUGGCCAGCCGAGUGUAUCACGAAUCACUCUCGGUUCCGUAUAUUGGCCGCUUCAUUGUCUACGGACGGCGGCAUCAUCCAGAAGAAGCACAAAUUCGCUGCCUCUGUCUGACAGAUGAUCCGAUUGCAAAAACUUUGGAGCAGCAGGAAGGGUUCCAUCUUCUUGCCACUGGACCUCAAGUUGAGGUCUUGGAUGAUCAUCCACAUUGGAUUGAAACUGCAGGUAAUUUGGUCCCUGUUGCGAAGAGUGAAGAACAGCUGCAGCUAAAUGUCCGCGCUUUCCAUGAGAACCGGUUAAAUAUGCUUGUGCGUGUGAAAGACCUGACUCAGCCUGCAGUGGGAAAGCUAGCGUUUACCCUGCAUCCGCGCGCCGUUUUACAAAGUUUGGGCAUUCCCCAGAAAAGAAUCACAGUUUUGGAGGCCCACGUCCCCAAUGGCCUAUCAAGUUCGAUCAGUGGAGCUGUACUAAAGACUACUGACAUCGAUGAGGUGACGGAACUUUCAAUGAGUCAACAUCCAGAUGGUCUAGUAAACGGAUUUGGAGUCCCGUCUCACAAAGGUGACUUCUCAGAGGUUAUUGGUCGGUUGGAACUGGAUCUGAGUAACGUGGCCAACAGCGUCGGCUCCGACUGGCCUAGACUGGCCACUGUGUUAGGACUCUCAGCCGAAGAACAGAAAAUGAUCAGUUCUUCCUAUAGGACUGAUUCCGAAUGUGCUUAUGCGGCGUUAAUUAUUUGGCAAGAUCGUGCAGGCAUCGAGUCCACCAGCGGAAAUAAACUAGCCCAAUUUCUACAUCAGAUCGGUCGUUCAGAUGUCGUUCAGGCUUGUAUGAGCAACGUCUCCCCGGUUACCUCACCAGACGAACGACGCAUUGCAUUGCGUGUACUGGACUCUACUGAACCAAGCAGUGUGGCCCCAGCUGUUUCAGGUCCAUUCAGUGAAACCAGUGGUCUUGGCACUUCGCUUGACGGCGUGUCAUCUCAUAUCGUGGGUUAUGAUGUUACUCGCCCCUAUAUUUCGGGUCAAGGCGAAACCGGAGCAGAUAACAACGAAAUGGAGGUGAUAACACCUGUUUACGUAGAACGCCGGAGGCCCGAAGUCGCGUCGACCACUGUCCCAUCCAGACCCGUCCUCGGUUCCGCUCAGCAUGCUGAUGCUCUGCAGGAAGUUCGAGAAGUUUUUGUUGAACAUGAGGUGCCCAGUACUCCCACGCUGUCAUCAACCGUGGAACAACCUUCGAUUGAUGAAUCCGCGAUUGUGCCGGAAUACGUUGAACGAAGAAUCCCCGUUCCAUCCCGACCAUCCGUUCAGUCAGCUUCACCGACAUCAGCUCCUGGAAUUUUCGGAGGGUCUGAAGACAACAUCGGUGCUGGACCCGAUAUGGAUACCUAUAUUGUCGGUACCGAUGUGGAUAAUUAUGGCAACGAUGUGCUUCUCGUUUACGAAUGCAUGGCAAGUAGGACCCUACAUUACCGAGAGUCUUGGUUCAGGUCCUGAUGCUGCUACCGCUGCCGCAGAUAUAGAGACCUUUGAAGACACGUACGAAAACGUACUGAGUGAGAUUCUGUCCAAUCGGUCAUUGGUUCAACAACCCGUUUCACUCACACCAAUUCCUGAAGUUUCUGAAUAUUCACUUCUCUCGUCUUCACUGGCCAGUGCUCAUCCUGGCGGCAGCUGGGAUAGCGCCGAUUUUAGUCCGUCAGCCUCAAGCGACGGGCGUGCGUUGGCCUCACGUAGAUUGCUGCACCAGCUAUUGCAGCAACUCAGAUCCAGUGAAACUACCAAUCCGGAAGAAGACAUAUCAGUUCAGGGUUCUGAAUCUGACCGUGUUCAGAAGCGGUCAUCGUUUGCCAGCUCGCCUUCGGAAACAGGCAUGAUGGAUCCAACUGGUGGGUCCGGUCAUUUGAGACCAGCUAGCAGUCACUCCUCUCUGCUGAACUUCCUUCGUUUGGAAGCUUCUUGUGAAGGCAGUCGGGGUGAUCUGUCGGAGGAGGAGCGGCAACUGGCCUUUGGACAGAAUGAAACUAGUCUGCGCGAUCUGAUUGCUGGUCUUCAGGCCUUACAUAAACAACAUUUAGACGAUGAGACAAGCAGUGCUCCAUUGGAAUCCGGAGAAAGCAGUUUAGGUAGCCAGUUGGCAAGCAGUUCUGGCGACAUGGAGCGACGUGUAGGUGCGGUUAAUCGUGAAAUGCUAAAGGCCUCCGAAGCCAGUCCUUCUGUGUCGUUAGUUGCUUCACUUAUGGCUGCCCAGAUGCAACAUCUUAUCCAGUCGUAUUCCAACAGUUCGUCCAGCGUCAGCUCCCAUCAACCAUCUGUUCAUGGGACACAGACAAGCAGUUCUGACAGACCAUGCCGUGAGUCAGAUAACGGAGCAGGUUAGGAGCUGCGGAACUGUUUCAUUUCAAACAUCCCCGAAGCACCUCUUAGAACAUUUCGCGUCCUCUUUCCUGAAAAUCGCCUGUUUCGACGGUUUCGUUUGUUUCAGUCAAUGAUUUCGUCCGGAUUUGCUCUACUGCUUGUUCGUUCCUUGUUUUACUAGGUUUCCACAAUGCUAGUAAUGUUCCUAUUCUCAUGCCUAUUACAUUUACUUUACUCGUUAUACUACAUAAUGCUGAUGUUGUCAGCACAAUGCUUUUAAAACAUCCUGUCGCCGUGUAUUUUCCUGUGAAUCGAUACACCUAUCGGCUCGUUUUCGCAUCCCUCUGUUUCCACUACCAUGUGGGUUUUUAAUCACCAUCUUGACUACUGAUUAGCCUUUUGAACUCUAAUGAAAAAUUCAGCCACCACGGGGAGCAUCACCCAUUUUAUCUCACCUACAAGUUUGUUUCGCCCACAAGGUCAUUUCGCUUUUUACUACUUUGGACCGCUUUGGUCGGUCAUACUUCCCCACGUUCAGUUUCUGGACACCACUUGAAAAAUUGAUUGGUCUCCCGCCAUAUAAUACGGGGAAUUUAGCCUCCGUCUGUUCAAAAGCCCUUUUCCCACUUCGUUGCAUAUCGCUCGUAUUUGAACUCUUUUGAAAGCAAUUUUCGCUUGCGAUGUUUAUUCGGUCCACAUGUUCGUCUCUAGAUGGCCAAUAAUCUGUUCAACUAUGAAUUCUUGCCUUGCUUCAGUCCCUG